Molecule: messenger RNA, 1855 nt
Organism: Gastrolobium bilobum
Lineage: Eukaryota; Viridiplantae; Streptophyta; Magnoliopsida; Fabales; Fabaceae
Product: protein STRUBBELIG-RECEPTOR FAMILY 8
Exons: 12
Coding region: 53-1777 (574 amino acids)
Biological process (GO): protein phosphorylation
Molecular function (GO): protein binding; ATP binding; protein kinase activity
Source: RefSeq, a predicted model, not a curated record
GAAUCUUGCAAGAAAUAAUUUAACUGGAAAUCUUCCUUAUUCCAUUUCUGCCAUGCUUUCACUCAAUUAUCUGAAUGUAAGCAGUAAUGCGCUCUCCCAGAUGAUUGGUGACAUUUUUGCUACUCUUUCUGAUCUUGGGACCGUGGAUCUAUCAUUCAAUAACUUCUCUAUGGAGCUUCCUCCUUCAAUUGGUUCAUUGUCCAAACUUUCUUCUCUCUUCUUGCAGAAUAACCAGUUGACUGGCUCUCUUAACGCUCUUGUUGGUUUGCCUUUGGAUACUUUAAAUGUUGCAAACAAUAAUUUCAGUGGAUCAAUACCUCAUGAGCUUAGUUCCAUCCAUAAUUUCAUAUAUGAUGGAAAUUCUUUUGACAAUGGUCCUGCUCCUCAUCCGCCAGCAUCCACUUCACCUCCACCUACUGGAUCUAGUAGUAGUCAUCAUCAUUCUGCAUCUGGUUCACAUAAUAAAACUCGGGGUUCUGCUAAAGAAAAUUCUGAUGGCCAUAAGGGUUUGACUGCGGGGGCCAUUGUAGCAAUUACUCUAGGUUCAGCGUUGGGGGCUGUUAUUGUGCUACUUGCACUUGUUUUUUGUAUCCGGAAGCAAAAACGGAAGGAAAAGGGUGCAAGAACUUCUAAUGGGAGCCUUCCUCUUGGAAUUACUAAUGGUGAACCUCAGAUGCAAGAGCAAAGGGUAAAAAGUGCUGCUGUUAUUAAAGAUCUCAACCCUCGUCCUGCUGAAAAUGUGACAAUUGAGAGGGUACCUGUAAAAAGUGGAUCUGUAAAGCAGAUGAAGUCCCCUAUAACUUCCACACCAUACACAGUUGCUGCUCUCCAAAGCGCAACAAAUAGCUUUAGUCAAGAAUUUAUUAUUGGUGAAGGUUCUCUUGGUAGAGUUUACAAGGCUGAUUUCUCCAAUGGAAAGAUAAUGGCGGUUAAGAAGAUCGACAACUCGGCACUGUCACUACAGGAGGAAGACAAUUUUCUUGAAGCUGUUUCAAAUAUGUCACGCUUGCGGCACCCAAACAUUGUUACACUGAGUGGAUAUUGUGCUGAGCAUGGCCAACGGCUUCUAGUUUAUGAGUAUAUAGAAAAAGGGAAUCUGCAUGACAUGCUUCAUUUUGCUGAAGAUAGCAGUAAAGCUUUAUCUUGGAAUGCCCGUGUACGCAUAGCACUUGGCACAGCCCGGGCUUUAGAGUACUUGCAUGAAGUGUGCUUACCUUCUGUUGUACAUAGAAAUUUCAAAUCAGCAAAUAUAUUACUUGAUGAGGAGCUCAAUCCUCACCUGUCUGAUUGUGGUUUAGCUGCUCUAACACCAAACACCGAGCGGCAGGUUUCAACUCAGAUGGUCGGUUCAUUCGGUUAUAGUGCUCCGGAGUUUGCACUGUCAGGAGUAUACACUGUAAAAAGUGAUGUUUACAGCUUUGGGGUGGUUAUGCUGGAACUAUUGACAGGUCGGAAGCCGCUUGACAGUUCAAGGGUUAGAUCAGAGCAAUCACUAGUGAGAUGGGCAACACCUCAGCUCCAUGAUAUAGAUGCCUUGGCCAAAAUGGUUGAUCCUUCUUUGAAUGGCAUGUAUCCUGCAAAGUCACUGUCACGCUUUGCUGAUAUCAUUGCCCUCUGUGUUCAGCCUGAACCUGAAUUUCGACCUCCCAUGUCUGAGGUGGUGCAAGCAUUGGUACGGUUAGUGCAAAGAGCAAGUGUGGUUAAAAGGCGACCCAGUGACGAAUCUGGUUUUGGUCACAAGACCCCAGACCAUGAGGCCAUAGACAUGUCAUUUUAAAUGUUUGAGCCUCUCGUCUUUCGCAAUUUUGUUUAAUGGGGUGCACUUGUCCGCCUAAAAGAAUUUAUACAACACAGG